This is a messenger RNA of Delphinapterus leucas (beluga whale), 1102 nucleotides long. It is a transcript of the gene METTL21A, whose product is annotated as methyltransferase 21A, HSPA lysine. Gene Ontology annotation, cellular component: cytosol; protein-containing complex. The record is from RefSeq and is a predicted model, not a curated record. NCBI's taxonomy places the organism in Eukaryota, Metazoa, Chordata, Mammalia, Artiodactyla, Monodontidae.
CGACGCGGUGCCGCGAACCGUAGGGUGUGGCGGGCCAGCGCCGCUGGAGGGGGGCUCCUCUCCAAGCUCCCGCCCCUACCUCGCCUGUUCCCGCAGCUGCGGGGCCCGCGGGAAGGACCUUUGAGCGAGCAGAGAGCUGGGCGCGGGCGAGAUGGCCCUGGUGCCCUAUGAAGAGACCGCGGAAAAGGGGCUGCAGAGAUUUCACAAGCCUCUUGCCACCUUCUCCUUGGCAAACCACACGAUACAGAUCCGGCAGGACUGGAAGCAACUGGGAGUCGCAGCGGUGGUUUGGGACGCGGCUAUCAUUCUGGCCACAUAUCUGGAGAUGGGAGCUGUGGAGCUCAGGGGCUGCUCUGCCGUGGAGCUGGGUGCUGGCACGGGGCUGGUGGGCAUGGUGGCUGCCCUGCUGGGUGCUCAUGUGACUAUCACGGAUCGAAAAGUAGCAUUAGAGUUUCUUAAAUCAAACGUUCAAGCCAACUUACCUCCCCAUAUCCAGCCCAGAGCUGUUGUUAAGGAGCUGACUUGGGGACAGAAUUUGGGGAGUUUUUCACCUGGAGAAUUUGACCUGAUACUUGGAGCUGAUAUCAUAUAUUUAGAAGAAACGUUCACAGAUCUUCUUCAAACAUUGGAACAUCUCUGUAGCAACCACUCUGUGAUUCUUUUAGCUUGCCGAAUUCGCUAUGAACGGGAUCACAACUUCUUAGCGAUGCUUGAGAGGCAGUUUACUGUGAGGAAGGUUCACUAUGAUCCUGAAAAAGAUGUACAUAUUUACAAAGCACAGAGGAGAAGCCUGAGGGAGGACUUAUAGUUGGCUAUAAUUUAUAAGAAUGUUGUCACUGAGUGUGUCAAUUAAGGUCUUAGACUGGGAAUAUAACCAUAUGUAAUGAAAUGGCUUACUGUACAAAGAGUCUAACCAAAGGUUCUCAAAAGGCAAAGCAAAUGUGCAGUUUUAAAACAAAGCACUUUGUCCCAUUGCUGUGACUUUUUAGUUACGUUUUACUCACUCUGAAAUUCAAUUAACAUUAAAGGAAAGUGUGCGAUUUUGGUUUAUGUUGUUUCUGUAUCCCAUACUGCUCCCUCUCAAUAAACAAUUUUCACUGAU